Colius striatus (speckled mousebird) is the source of this 698-nucleotide messenger RNA. RefSeq names its product NADH:ubiquinone oxidoreductase subunit B10 (gene NDUFB10). The transcript is spliced from 4 exons. Lineage: Eukaryota; Metazoa; Chordata; Aves; Coliiformes; Coliidae. The record is from RefSeq and is a predicted model, not a curated record. The coding region runs from base 66 to 599 and encodes 177 amino acids.
GACCCCGGCGUCCCCCGCCGGGCGCCGCCAUCUUUCCCGCAUCGCCCGCCGGGCCCGCCGCCGCCAUGCCGGAGGACAAGGACUGGGACGUGUACAAGGUGCCGCCGACCCGCACCCCCGUCUCUGACAGACUCACGUCGGUGCCCAACCCCGUCACCUUCUUCCAGACCGUCUUCAACUAUGUGAUCGACGCCCCAGUCACCUUCGUCCGAGAGUGGAUCGAGCGCCAGCAGUCCAAGAACAAGUUCUAUUACUACCACCAGAAGUUCCGUCGUGUGCCUUACCUGAGCGAGUGUAUGGAGGGUGACUACCUUUGCUUCUUUGAGGCCGAAGCGCAGUGGCGGCGGGACAGGAUGGUUGAUACGGAAAUCGUGGAGAUAAUCCGGGAAAGGCUGCGUGCCUGCGAGCAAAGGGAGGGACCCAACUACCUCCAGAACUGCGCCAAGGAGGUGGAGCAGCUGGCACAGGUCACCAAGGCCUACCAGGACAGAUAUGGUGAUCUUGGUGUCCAUGGAAACGCAAGGACAUGCUUGAUGAAGCAGAAGCAGAGGAUGAUGGAGGAGAGGAAUGCAAAAGCAAAGGCAGAGGCAUCUGAGUAGAUCCAUCUGGUUGCACCUCCCUCCCUGGUGCUGGUAGUGGGUGCUGCAUGUCACAUCUUUGACACUGUUGCCUCUAAAUAAAGGUGCAGGGCAACUGGA